This is a messenger RNA of Saprolegnia diclina VS20, 2523 nucleotides long. RefSeq lists its product as hypothetical. The coding region runs from base 640 to 2430 and encodes 596 amino acids. Gene Ontology annotation, molecular function: metal ion binding; protein binding. The record is from RefSeq and is a predicted model, not a curated record. The transcript has a single exon. NCBI's taxonomy places the organism in Eukaryota, Oomycota, Saprolegniomycetes, Saprolegniales, Saprolegniaceae.
GCCCCGCGUAGCACAAGGUACCAUUGCACGUACCCUGCGCUCGUCGGUCCUGAGGGUUUGGCCUCGCCGCGCAGAACCGGCGCCGCCACGAGCUACUCUCGGCCAUGUGACGCCGCGUUCGACAAGAGCGCAUGUUACCUGGAGCGGCGUCGCCUGGUCGAGAAGCUGGAAGCGCCGGUGGAGCGUGCUCAGCGACGUGCGCAAGCCCGUCCACACGAUCGACGCGCCAAGGCCCGUGAGAAGGCUCGACCGAUUGGCAUCGGUUGGCAGUUGAAAACACACGUCCAAGACCACAUUGCCCUUUGCGUUGAGCGACGGCGCCGUGACGUCGACGCGUCGGAGGCGGACGCUCGUCUUGACGUCCGACUGCGCGAGGAACGCCACGAGCGCGUGCGACACAUUGGGCGUUGCGUGCUGAAGCUCGUCGAGGGAGACGGCUUGGGCGACGCGCAGCGACGCCUGGACGCACGGUGGCGGGCUGCGUCCAUCUGUCGCUGGGCCUUGCACGACGACGAGCUCUGCGCCACCAACGCAUGCGAGCAGCCAUAGCAGUAGCAAUAGCCCUCGUCGCUUGGCCAUGGAUAUCCGAAAUGCAACGGAAACGACCGGCGAAACCACAGAAGGUUUAGUGCACAAGCCAUGAGUGCACCCCGCGCUGGCUUCAUGUCGAGCUUUGACUUGACGCGCGAAGAAGAGGCCGAGCUCCACGAACAUGCGCGGUCGAAAGCACCGGAGCUCAUUGCGCUCGCACUGGACGAGACGAGCUACGAGUGGAAGAAGACAAAGUACGGCGUGAGCGUGACCGAAGCGACGCACGGGUCGCAGCACCUCGUGCGCAGCUCGGCGGUCGUGCACGCGCCGGCGGCCGCGCUCCUUGCGCUUCUCGAGAGCUCUGUCUUGCACGCGUACCGUAACACGCUGCGCACCAUGUACCAGCAGACGUUUGCCGACGCGUCCGUGCUGUACCACAACCAGCUCAACCGGACCGAGUCGGUCGGUGUCCAGUGGCUCGCCUUUCGAUGCGGCAAUCCGCUCCUCUUGGACGUCGAUGUAUGUCUUGUUGAGUACAUGCAGCACAAUGCUGCGUCGGCGACGCCGCUCGACAACCAGCGAGACGGCCAUGGCCUCGGCCCCGAGCACUGCCUUGGGUACAAGCUCCUCGAGUCGAUUCAAACCAAGCACUGCCCGUCGCUCCUUGAGUCGCACCGGCUCGAGCGCAUCGUGCUGCCCCUCGGCGGGUUCCUCCUCUUCCCGACGGCGCACGCCGACCAGACGCGCGUUGUGUUUACCGCCGGGCUCUUUCAGCCGCCCGCGGCCUUGCGCAAGACCGCAAACCGCCGGCUUUUGCUCUUGCUGGCGGCCGCGCUCCCGCGUCUUCAGCAUGCCGUGAACGCCACGCGGCUCGGCGCAGCCUUAGCGUCGCGUGUGCCGUGGGUGCCAGACGAGGCCGAGACGACGUGCAAGGUCUGCGCGCGCUUCUUCUCGCACUUGCGCCGCAAGCACCACUGCCGAGCGUGCGGCCACCUCAUCUGCAAGCAGUGCUCCGUGUUUCAAGACCUCGCGCUCCCGGCGACGGGCCUCACGACGAUCCGCGUCUGUGCAGCGUGCGUGACGCCUACAACGACACCGAGUCUGACAAGUGCCAAGCCGACGCCGCCGCCGCUCGUGCUCGAGCUCGAGACGCCCAAGAAGGGUGGGGUCGUCGAGCGCCGGUACUUUGGCAAGCACGGCAUUCACCUCCAUAGUCCGACAACGCAGAGCCCAACGCGCCGCACGUCGCCGCCGCGAAGUCCGAUCACGUUCCUCUCGACGCCGACCCGGCUCAAGACGCUUCCGUCGAGUCGGCCAGACCGCACGGCCACGCUGCAAGCGCUCUGCGACCUUGCGAGCACGACGCUCCAGUGCAAGUUUGCGGGCUUGUCGCUGCGGCACGGCGCCGUGCUCCAGCACUACCUCAAGGUCAACCAGAAAGGCAAGCUCCUCUCGGUGCCGAGCCAAAUGGGCAUUUGCAGCCCCGUGCUGAGCAUCGGGGGCCCGCUCCUCGUGCUCGACACGCAAACCGAAGGCGGACCGAUCGAGUGGGCCAAACUCCCAAUCGUGGCCGGGCCCCAGCGCGCGCGCUUCUACGCCGGCGCACCGCUCGUCGCGGCCAACGGCGAUGUGCUCGGCGCCAUCUGCGUCUUUGACCCGGCGCCGCGCACCUCGAUUCCGCCCAACCAACUGCGCGUCAUGCAAAACCUCGCCGAACUCACGCUCGCGUCGCUCGACCCCAAGCAGGUGCGCGUCGACGAUGCGCGCACCGAAGACGCGAGCGACCUCGAGGCGCAGCUGUGGCAGAUGUUGCUAAAAGCGCACAACACGCAGCGCCAAGUCGUCGAGCACAACCAAUCCAAUGACGCCCACGCGUCACCGGCCAUCCUCGGUGUCUAAGACGAUAGAUCAUGUAUCGCAGGUUGAAUCCAUGUAUGUAUCCUUCGAGUAGUAUGUUGCUGUUGAAUGGCAUCUCAGUAUGCAUCCGGCGCA